This is a messenger RNA of Knipowitschia caucasica, 333 nucleotides long. NCBI's taxonomy places the organism in Eukaryota, Metazoa, Chordata, Actinopteri, Gobiiformes, Gobiidae. The record is from the annotation of a GenBank genome assembly.
AUGAGUCCUCUGCAUCUGCACCAGGAACAGCGGACCGAGGCCUAUCCUCAGAUCUGGCUUAGCCGUGACACGUCCCCGCACCCGCCAUUAUCAACCCUUCACUCCAUAUUUGGGCGACGGAGGAUAAUUGUGCGGCGGAGGGCUUGGGUGAGAGUCAUUCUGGACCAGGACGUGAGCUCGGCCUCUGCGUGGGACGGCUUCUGGUCCGGGGGGGACAGGGGCACGGGGACUAGUUUGUGCGGCGGAGGGAGAGGCAGCCUGGGCGGUCACAUGGGGGGUCACAUGGGCGGUCACAUGGGCUGUCCUGGAGCAGAGGGGUCAGUGGGCAGAUGA